This is a messenger RNA of Gekko japonicus, 1334 nucleotides long. Its product is annotated as CD209 antigen-like protein C. The coding region runs from base 241 to 1023 and encodes 260 amino acids. The transcript is spliced from 9 exons. The record is from RefSeq and is a predicted model, not a curated record. Lineage: Eukaryota; Metazoa; Chordata; Lepidosauria; Squamata; Gekkonidae.
GAUAGGGUAAGAGGACUGCAAAACAAAGUUGCAGAGCAAGACAAAUAGAAGCGCAACUUCUAUUCUGCGCUCAUUAGCUACAGAUGCAAUAGUUAUCUCUGCUAUCAUUGCUUUCACUACAAGACUCCCAUCAAAACAUCCGCCCCAGGGAUUUACGCAUUUGCCAGUCCAUCAGCACCUCCCCUUCCUUCAGAAAUAGGUUCACAAAGUAGUUUGGGAGACAAGGGAGAGUAUGAUGACAUGGGUUUUAUAACUCAGGUGGAUCCUCAAACACCGCAGGGCUCAUCAACUGAGAAAGAACCAAACAACAUGGAAAUGCAGAAAGCUUUUUCCAGCUCUCAGGCUGCACAAGUGAAAGACAACAGAAGAAGGCAUGAGUUCAUUCUUUAUGGGAUGAUGGUCACAUGCUUUGUGAUGUUGGCUCUAUUCAUCUUCCUGUUCUUGUCGAAGUACUCAGAAAUUUCAGAGGAAUUGAAAGAGCUACACUUGAACAACUCCGAGAUGACAAUGUCUGUGCUGAAGGACCUAGAUGAUAUCCGAGCAAAGCAAGAAAUUAUUCAGAAAUCUCUAAGAAAUGACUUCUCUGAACUUCAGGGCAUCACUGCAUCCAUCUGCAAACACGUCUCAAUCAGGUUUUCAUCAUGCCCCCCGAAGUGGAAGGCCAAAGAGAAUGCCUGCUAUUACUUUUCAUCUGGGACAAAACCCUGGAGCGAGUCUCUGUCAUACUGUAUUGGACAGAGUGCUCAUUUGGUCUCUGUGGAAUCUGAUGAGGAACAGGAAUUUCUGAGAAAUACUAUCAGUACCAAAGGAACACACUGGUUGGGUACAACAGAUAAAGAACAAGAUGAAAAAUGGAGAUGGAGUGAAGAUGGUAGCGUUGUAAGUAUCAGCUUUUGGGAUAUCGGGGAACCAAAGAAGGGUUAUAACAAAGACUGUGGUAUCAUGUACCCUAAUGGGUCAUGGGCAGCUGAUGCAUGUUCCCUUCCGUAUCACUGGAUUUGCAAAAAGCGCCUCAUCUGCUGAGAUGCACCUUGGAUCGGCCCCUGGGACUGGACUGUGCUGUUUUACAUACCCCUAUUUUGUUGUGGAAUGUAUUCCAACUCCCCAGCACCUAAACUGAAAAUUAUAUAUUUUGUCAUUUAUCCUUUCUUCUGGGCAAGAAGGAAUUCCAUGUGUCAGUUAUGAUCCCACAUUAGCCAUAACAGACCUCAGAGAUAGAUAAUAGCCCAUCACACAUGGGUGUUUUCCCUUGCUUUCACUGUGCAUGUCCAUUCAGUUUUCUUUUUCAUUAUGCAUUGAUUUUCCUCCCUUCAACACUCACUUUGCUUUCUGAU